Molecule: messenger RNA, 2832 nt
Organism: Plasmodium inui San Antonio 1
Lineage: Eukaryota; Apicomplexa; Aconoidasida; Haemosporida; Plasmodiidae
Exons: 1
Coding region: 1-2832 (943 amino acids)
Source: RefSeq, a predicted model, not a curated record
AUGAAAUACAAAGAACAAAAAGCAUAUCAACAGUUCCUAGAAGAAUUAAAGAAGGAGUUCCCACUAUUUCGAAAAUACACUGAUGAUUUUUUUUAUAGUAAAAAAAAGGAGGAACCACAGAGAGGAAGGGAAAGGUUAAAUUUUUCUUGUCAAAAUGGGAAAGUCCCAAAUGACAUAAAGGAUCUAUGCAACUCCUUGGUGACAGAAGUAGAGACGUCUUUCAAUUUGUUGGAACAAAAAAACAGAAUCGGUUCUAUAUGUAAAUUAUUUCUAAAUAACUACAGCCCAUUCACAAAUGGGUAUUAUGAUUAUAUUGACAGCAAUUAUGUGAGUUCCGCCUUGGUCCAGGCGGCUAUGGAGAGGUACGCCGAAGGGAGGGCGUCCCGAGGUGAACAUUCCGAUGCGGUGGGGCAUAUCAGUGAAAUCAAUGCGGUCAGUACAGUCACACCACCGAGUGUAAUCUCGAGGAGACCCCGCAAACGGGAAAGCGUUGGGGAUGCGGGUAAUGCGCUUGGGUGGGACAUCAGCUGGGCUAGUGAUAGUGCAGAUGGCAGUGUGGGCAGCGAUGCGAUUGGCAGUGUUGGGGGCGAUACGAGUGUUUCUGAAAGUAGUAGCCCUCAUAGUAGUCCCCGUAGUAAGCCACGUGGCAGCCCACGUAUAACCCCAACGGACAAGCGCAGCCGAAUCGGGAAGAGAAGUAGAAAGUACUACGAAACGGACGCAAAGAUGAUCGGGAACAGCCCCCACAGAGGGAAGUACUCGGACAGGGGGGCUAAUGCCAGACGAGCGAAGGUGUGGGAGGGCGCGGUGAGAGGGGACAAAGGGGGGGACACUAACGAAAGAGAGGUUAGCGAAGUUGGCGGCUGUAGCGAUUGUAGCUACAGGAGCGAUGAAACAGCUAGAUGUCGUAGAAGCCACUUCAGUGGCAGAAACUGCUCCAACGGGAGCAGCCACUUUAGCGCAAACGGAGACCUAAAGAAUUGCGUCGAAGACGAAGUUGACAACAAAGAUCACCUUGGUUUCUGCGACAUUUCGCUCGUCCCCUUUGCGGAUGAAGCAUUUUACAUAAACUACGGAUGUGUUAGCAACAGACGACGCACCCACAGCACAGGCAGCGUGUUUGUGAUUGACGACAUCGGGGGGGGACUUGAAAGAAAGGAAAUGGCGAAAUGUAAAAGACGAAUAACAUUCGGAAGAGAAGGGAAGAAAGAAUUUUUGCACAACAUAAGUGCUGAUUCAAUCGUGAAGGGAUGGAUUUAUAAGGCCGAUUCAAAGCACAAGUUCUUUCAUGUUAGACUUUUUUCGGUGAGGAAUGAUACAGAUGGGAGCAGCGGCAGCAGGUCCAUCGACGUAAUGGAAAAAUCACAAACAGUGAGUUGUGGCAGCAGAGAGGAUAGCGACGGUGGGGGAAGGAGCGGUCUUCACCGUAGUAAGUGGAGACGGCGAAGUAAGGGAAGCGAUCGAAUCGGUCCAAGCGGACCAAGCGAACCGAGAAGACCAGGCGAACCCGGCUCCCCUCGCGACCACCACGUGUAUGCCUGCUUGCCCUUCCAAUUUAUCAGUAAGUUCCAAUUUGUGGACAGCCUAGACAUGCAAGGCCUGCGCCUGGAAGAAAACCUAGACAGGUUCGUAGGAAUGAACAUACGAGCGAGAAUAUUCGACGAUAGAGAAUACAUCCGCUAUCAUUUUGAAGACCUCCUGGGGAGGUACCAGUUUCACUUCUUCCUAACUCUGCAGUGGAAGGGUCCUGAAGAUCACGUAAAAAAUGACAAGCUGGGGUUCUUGUCGACCAAGUUAAGUGAAAAGAGUUUAAUGGACCAAAAACAAUGGGGAAAAAACAUCCCCUGUGAGGUAGACAGUCUGCUGCUAACACGCCUGGAUGUCCUCCUAUUUUCCUGCAAAAGAUUUAUGAGCAAAGAAAAUGUGAAGUACAAAGAAAAAUAUUUGUUCUUAAAUCUUCCCCACUUGUCAUCCCUAAUUGAGUUCAAUUUUAGAAAUAAUUCUGUCCAGACGCACAUUGGAAAUAUUACGACGAGGAAGCAGAAUUUAAUUUGGUCUGACCAGAAAUUUAUGGAAGCUUUAGAAAUUUACAAAGAAAAUAGUAAGUACUACAACUUUUUAAAACAUUAUUUCACCUUCGAUUCGGGAUCGAGUCCAUGCAGCUACGUCUACCUGAGUGAACUGGACAAAUUUGAGGCAACAAAUGAGCACACCGCCGCUACCAAAGUGAGUCCGAAUAAACAUGUAGAAGGAAAGGAGCCCAAUGGAGCUAACCCAAAACAAAGGAACUACAUUUUAGAGAAAGAAAAGGACAAAAUUUUUCCAGUGGAAAAUUCUAGUAACCUAAAAAUGGAAGGAAAUAAAAAUGGGAAACGAUAUGAAGAUUAUUGGUUCUCACUAAGUGAUAAGGAAAAACAUAUAGUGGAUAAGAUCUCCUUUUUAAAUUCUAGUGUGUACAAAACUAAGUGGAUAUAUGAUUUCUUUAACUGCAUUAAGUUAACCAUUAAUCUGAAUAAUCACCACCUUUGGGGAAACUUCCUUCUCAGCUUGGUGCUGCUAGAGCUGAGCUGCUACACGGAAUCUUUCCUUUUCCUUUUCAGGAUUUUUAAAAUAAAAAAAAUGUUUUUGGAAAGCUACAAAUUGAAAAAUAUUAUCUGCACAGUCUUCAUAAGACGAUUAAAAAAAUACAUCGAAAAGGAACAUCUAUGGAAUGUCAUCGUAAACUACAGAGAAUAUGAUUUGUUCAGCAUGAGAGAGGAUAACUGCGAUGAGUACUGCAGGAAUAUAUUUCAGCGAAAUUUAAGUCUGUUAUGCGCUUUGGAGAAGGGGUAG